AUGGGAGAAAACGUACUGUCCGAUGGGAAUUGCGGACUAUACGCUUUGACCAACGCAAUAAAUGAUAACAAACCCAAAAAGAUAAUAGCCCUAGCCAAUAUAUUGGACUUGCUAGGAUUAUCAGAAUUACCCAACUACUGGUGGCAUGAUGACCAACUAAGUAGCAUUGCAAAUCACUAUGGAUUUGACACUUAUAUAUAUUCAGAUAAAACUAAAAAUGGAUACGUAUAUGGAUCAGGAUUCAGACCUCCCAUAGUACUGUAUAAUCUAAAUAAUGGAACCCACUGGUGCCCCGGCACACUAAUAAAAAACAAAUCCAAAUCAAAUAAAAUCCCACAGAAAAUAAUAUAUACGGAAAACUACAUUUCCAUACAACAUAUAAAAAACAGACUGGAAUUAGAAACAAUGAUAAACAAUAAAACAAAUCAAAUCAAAGAAAUCCAAACUAUAAAUACAAUCACUACCAAUGACAGAGAAAAAGUAUAUGACAAAGAAGGAACUCAAAUCAACAUAUCCAACAACAUAACUACAGAACAACAUUAUCAAACAGUAGAAUUAUUAAAACAAUUCAUACACAUAUUUUCCACUGACACAACACACAUAAAACCAGCAAAAGUACAACCCUGUCAUAUAAAAAUCAAACCAAACGCAAAGGAGCCGAAAUUCAACCCACCACACAGAAUCUCCCCUUCCCAAAGACAAGAACUCAAAACCCAAUUAGACAAGCUAAUAACAGCAAACAUAGUCAAGCACACUAAAUCAAACUUUGCUUCACCUGCAUUCCUAGUAAGAAAAAAGGAGAAAAACAGUUACAGACUAGUCGUUUCAUACAAAGAACUCAAUAACAUAAUAGAAUCAGAUCAAUACCCAUUGCCCAGAACAAUAGACUUAUUCCGCAGUUUAGAAGGCUCAAAGUUCUUUACAACUUUGGACUUAAACAGCGGAUUUUUUCAAAUUCCGGUAAGAGAACAGGAUCAAUACAUGUUAGCUUUCACUACAGUUCACGGUUUGAUGACAUUCACCAGAUUACCACAAGGCUUCAAAAACUCAAGCGCAAUAUUUCAAAGAGAACUCAAUAAAGCAUUCUCAGACUAUCUAUACAAAUCAGUAAUUAUAUUCAUUGACGACUUAGCUACCUUCGGAGAAAACUUUGAAACAGCACUACACAACUUAAGAAAUGUAUUCGAAAUUAUAAACCAAUUCGGAUUUUCAUUAAAAACAGCCAAAUGCACUAUAUUCGCCCAGAAAAUUGAACUUUUGGGACACCAAAUUUCCAGCGAAGGCCUCAAACCCUUAGCCAGAAAUACAACAGCCAUAACAAAUUUCGAACAACCAAAAACGGCCAAACAAGUCCGCAGCUUUUUAGGAAUGUGCAGUUACUACCGAAGAUUAGUAAAAGACUUCUCACAUAUAGCCAACCCAUUAUUUCAGUUAACUAAACACGAUAACAAUAAGUACAUAACUUGGAACAACGACCACGAAGACGCUUUCAACAAAUUAAAAACCAUUUUAACAUCGGAACCUGUAAUAGCACACUUCUCUGAUGACAAAGACACUUAUCUAACAGUAGACGCCAGCAUAACCGGCCUCGGAGCUGUACUAGAACAACCAGACGAAACUAACAAAUUAAGACCCAUAGGAUAUGCAUCACGAAAAGUACUAGAUUCUGAAAAAACAUAUUCAUCCACAACUCUAGAGCUUUUAGGCUUGGUAUUCGGAAUAACAUAUUUCAGAGAAUUCUUAUGGGGACGGAAAUUCACAGUAUUCUCAGACAACAUUAGCCUACAAUACUACAAAAACUUAAAAAUACCAUCUGCCAGAAUAGCCAGGCUAACAUUAAAAAUACUAGACUUUGACUUUACAAUAAAACAUAAAGCAGGGAAAGAAAACAAAGUUGCCGACUGUCUGUCCAGAGAAAGCAUCAUGAAUAUCAUAGACGCAGUAAUAUUCGAAUUCGACUCACAACACUUCCAUCAUGAACCAAUACAUAACAUAAACAAUGACAAGCCCACAGAAAUAAACAUAAUACAAAGUCAAAAGAACGAUGAAUUUUGUAAUGAAAUAAUGAAAGCUUUAAACAACAUACCAACAUCUAACAAAUAUAAAAAACUAUCAAGACGAUACAUAAUAACAAAUCAAAUUUUAUACCUCAAAAGGCACAUGCCCAAACAAAACAUAGAGAAUGCAAUAGUAAUUCCAAAGAACUUAAUUCAAAAUGUGAUCACAGCCCAUCAUAACCCCCCUCUAGCAGGACACUUAGGGAUCACGAAAACUAUUAAAGCAAUUCAAAUAAAAUAUUCAUGGUCAUCAUUAAUAAAAGACGUAACGACAUUUAUCAAAUCAUGUCAUCAAUGCCAAAUAAAUAAAAAGUCACAAGGUAAACCAGCAGGAUGCCUACAACCAAUACCACUACCAACUUGUAAACCAUUGGACAGAAUAACCAUGGACUUCCUAGGCCCUCUACCAUCCAGCAACAACAAAAAAUACAUAUUAGUAUUCACAUGUCAAAGCUCGAAAUACGUCAUAGCAAAAGCCACUAGGCUAGCAGACGCCAACACUGUAGCAAAAUUUCUAAUACAAUACAUCACACAAUACGGCGUCCCCAGAUACCUCACCUCCGACAGAGGACUUCACUUCAGAAACAAAAUUUUAAAUGACACCUGUACAAAUUUCGGCAUAAAACAAAUAUUCUCAUCCAGCUACGCACCCCAAUCACAAGGAUUCACCGAAAGAAUCAACGGAGUAAUAUGUCAAGCAAUAAGACACUACAUAAAAGACAACAACCAAUCAAGAUGGUCAUUUUACUUGCCUUACAUAAUAUUUAGUUACAAUAACUCACCGCAAAUAUCCACAAAUUACAGUCCGUAUUAUCUAUUACACGGCUUCAAUGCAAACAUAGGUAUAGACAUACAAAUAAUCCCUGAAAACUUAUCUUACGACAUAAAAAAAUCACUCGAGGAACUAAAACAGGUCAGAGCAAGCAUACCAGAUUACAUAAAAAAAGCUCAAGAUAUACAAAAAUUAAACCAUGACAAAUCACACAAACUCACAACAUAUGAACCAAACCAAUUAGUUUUAGUCAAAUUUCCAUUCCAAGAACCAAAUAAAACAGCUAAAUUAGCACCAAAAUAUAGAGGUCCUUACAAAAUAAUUUCAAAAGUUAGCGACGUAAACUAUAUGAUAGAACUUGUAUUAAAUAAUAAAUUAACAAUAGAUGUCGUUCAUAUUAGACGAUUGAAACCAUACUUCCAGAGAGACAAUUCAGAUUCAAGCGAAGAAAAGGAACCCACAGAUAUAGGUAACUAA
Messenger RNA from Macrosiphum euphorbiae (potato aphid), 3306 nucleotides. The record is from the annotation of a GenBank genome assembly. Lineage: Eukaryota; Metazoa; Arthropoda; Insecta; Hemiptera; Aphididae.